Messenger RNA from Cooperia oncophora, 411 nucleotides. NCBI's taxonomy places the organism in Eukaryota, Metazoa, Nematoda, Chromadorea, Rhabditida, Trichostrongylidae. The record is from the annotation of a GenBank genome assembly.
AUGCAAGAAGCCGAUUUCGACAUGUCUGUCACUUCAGAUUUCAUGAAGGCAUACGACCAGCUACAAGUAAAAGUGGAGCCGUUGACUCUUAUCGUGCCCCAGUUUGAAGUUCCACUCCCUCCAUUGCAGCCAGCGGUAUUUCCACCGAACUUCCGAGAACUGCCUCCUCCAAAGCUGGAGCUCUUCGACCUGGAUGAGAUGUUCAGCAGCCAAGAAGUUCGGCUCGCCCAGCUGACGAAUAAAUGUAAUAGGAUUCUCGCAGCACCGUACUCAUGCCAGCUGUUCGAGUUCAAAAAGCUAGGACAGGACGGAGACGUUGAUGCGAUGCUGUACGACAUUCAGGGUGGCGCUGACGUUAUGGUCGACGAGGAAACGUUUUCUGAUAUUGAAGACUAUGAUGACCUUCAAUAA